Molecule: messenger RNA, 4881 nt
Organism: Rhinolophus ferrumequinum (greater horseshoe bat)
Lineage: Eukaryota; Metazoa; Chordata; Mammalia; Chiroptera; Rhinolophidae
Gene: NUP50
Product: nucleoporin 50
Exons: 8
Coding region: 334-1734 (466 amino acids)
Biological process (GO): protein import into nucleus
Cellular component (GO): nuclear pore
Source: RefSeq, a predicted model, not a curated record
GGUUAGAGUUACAAAAUGGCGGCCUGGAGUGUGUGCGGCGCUGUUCCCCCGGCAGGCUCCGGCUGAGCGGACAAGUCUCCUCCUCGCUGCCGAACACAGAGACCAGGCCCCCAGGGGACAUGCUGUUUGGGACUCUGCGCUUACUGAUCCCCGAGUCCUUCGAGAAUCUCGGCGCUCCGGAAGCGGCCAGGCGCGCUCAGCCGGCGACCCGCAGCCGCUUGAGACUCGAGCGACGCGGCCUCGUCCUCGCACCUGCUCAUCGCCGCGCACCCACGCUUCGCCGCGCCCACCACCCAGCGAGUACUGCGGCGGCCGCCCCGGAGGUUCGAAAAAAUGGCCAAAAGAAUUGCCGAGAAGGAAUUGACAGAUAGGAACUGGGAUCAGGAAGACGAAGCAGAAGAGGUGGGAACAUUCUCAGUGGCCAGUGAGGAAGUCUUGAAGAAUAGAGCCAUAAAGAAAGCAAAGCGUAGAAAUGUUGGAUUUGAAUCUGACAAUACUGGAGGGGCUUUUAAGGGCUUUAAAGGUUUGGUGGCACCUUCUGGAGGGUUUUCUGGAUUUGGUGCUGGUGCUGGAGUGAGGCCUUUGGAAGGACUGCCGAAUGGAAACAGCAUCACGAGUGCCCCUGCCUUUUCCAGUGCAGGGAUCGCAACCGAGACCAAGGCCACCUUUGCAUCCAUUGCUGCCAAUGGCCCUACUUCCUUGGUCGAUAAAAAGAAUGCAAAUCCCCAAACUAACGGGGACAGCCAGCCGCCCUCGUCCUCUGGCCUGACCUCCAGGGCACCCCCCCGCCGGAACGCCUACCACAAGCAGCUGGCGGCCUUGAACUGCUCUGUCCGGGACUGGAUAGUGAAGCACGUGAAUGCCAACCCGCUCUGUGACCUGACACCUGUCUUUAAAGACUACGAGAAGUACUUGGCAGGUAUUGAGGAGGAAGGCGGCACUGGUGCCAGCGGCCCUGAGAGCGAGCCCAGCAAAGCGCCAGCUGCAGCUCAGCCUCCCUCCCUGUUCGGUUCAGUGAAGUUACAGCAAGAGUCAACAUUUUUGUUUCACGGUAACAAACCCGAGGGGACCUCUGAAAAGAUGGAGGCUGGACCUGACAAGAAAGUGGACGCCUCCCCAGGAACAGCAAGUGCCUCGUUCAAUUUCGGCAAGAAAAUUGAUAGUUCUGUUUUGGCUGCCUUGAACUCGGGCCCCGUGACUGGGUUUUCAUUUCCUUCAGGCAACUCCAGUUUAUUUGGCAAAGAUGGUCCUCAGAGUAAACCGGUUUCUUCACCGUUUUCCACUAAAACAUUGGAGAGCCAAGCAGGUGGCGGCAGUAAUGACUGCAAAGGUGGAGAUGAAGAAGAAAAUGAGGAGCCGCCCAAAGUGGUAGUUACUGAGGUCAAAGAAGAAGAUGCUUUCUACUCCAAAAAGUGUAAACUGUUUUACAAGAAAGACAACGAAUUUAAAGAGAAGGGUGUAGGCACUCUGCAUUUAAAACCCACGGUGAAUCAGAAGACACAGCUCUUAGUGCGGGCAGACACCAGUUUAGGCAACAUACUGCUGAAUGUGCUGAUCACACCCAACAUGCCGUGUAGCCGCACAGGGAAAAACAACGUGCUCGUUGUGUGCGUUCCAAACCCGCCCGUGGACGAGAAGAACGCCACCGUCCCGGUCACCAUGCUCAUUCGGGUGAAAACCAGCGAGGACGCAGACGAGUUGCACAGAGUGUUGCUGGAGAAGAAGGACGCCUGAACGCGCCUCCACACGCGCCGUUGCUGCUUCCCCACCUUGAACUUAGUUCUCUUCUGACUUGGACAUUCUAAGAACUUUUAGGGAACUGAAAACUUUUGCAAGGAAGAUGAAUAUGGCCAAUAAAACCUUUCAUGUUUAAGUGUCAAGAAACCCUCUUCUCCCCCUUCCUGAGAAGUGUCUAAUGUGUAAAAUACAUUUGAAAGAAAUUUUUAGAAAGAUUUUUAAUGUCCGUUUAUUAAACUGACCACAAGUGAUUUCUUAAUGGACUGAAAUCAGGGUAUCGAUUAGAUUUCCCAAAGGCUCCUCCCACCCUGGGGUUUGGCGAGGCCCCGCUGGCACCGGCCGGCCCACGGAAACGUGCCAGUGGCGUCUGUCCGGUGACCUGAGGACCGCUCUUUCCGAGUGUGCCACGUGGCCGCCGCCGUGCCAGAUGCUUCCUUGCUCGCUUGUAUCUGGUGUCACCUACAGCUGCGCAGUGAGUACGGACUGCACCUUCGGCGCGCGAGCCCUCACAUGCGGACGGGGGCCUGGCGCCCGGGAGCUGCUGUACUGGAAUUCGGGGAUGCUUUUCAUUUUAAAAGGAAACAAGUAGCUGGUUCUUUGGUUUCGUAGUUUUAUUCAUGAGGUGCUGUCACUUCUGUGUCCCCCUCAUGACAUGGGACCGGGGUGGGGAUUGCCGGAAAUGAGGUUUAAAAGCACAAAUUCGGUAGCUUAGUUUGUAAACUGUGGACAGUAAACCCCAUGAACCAGAAAGUUAAGUCAGAGUUAAACUAGCACAGAAGGAGCGAAUGUGCUUUGCGCCGUGGUGAGCCUGCGGAUCUAAAAACUACUUACUGCUUAAGUAAGUAACUGGUGUUUCUCACCCCUGAGCCAUGUGCGUGAGCCAGGAAACAUGCGCUCAGGUAGCAGAAGAGAAAAGGGGUUGCACGUGUUGUCCUUAACGUAGGCAGCAGAAAAUUCUGUUGCGAUCUGCAAUUUCCAUUUGCUUUUUUAAGAGAUUGUUCAGUAUGUCCAUUUGGAAGGGAGCCAUGGCUUGCCCAGGACUACCCGUGUCACUUCUCCACAGCUGGUAGCUAACACCAGCAUUCGAAGACUGGGCACGUGCACAGAUGGCGAUUUUCAUGUUUAAACAUCCGUUUUUCAUCCUUCAUGAAUCACCGUGCUGGUACUGGAUGACCUUGUUUAAAGGUUCACGGUCGGUGCCUGGGGGCUCAUGCUUGCAUCUUCUGUCUUCUGACUUAGGAGAGGCUUUGAAAUAAUUGUAGGUAGUGUAGUUGAUAUUUAAAAAAAAAACGACAAUUUUUAGAUGUAAAGCAGGUGGGGAGACUAUUACGAUCAAGUAUGUUAAUUACUUGAGGCCAGUGUUUAUCAUGAGACUCUUGUAUUGCUCUGUUUUGAUACCAGUGGAAGAAUUUGGCCUAGUGUGUGAUUUCAGAUAAGCACAGGCAAAGAGAGGUGUGCUUGCACUGCUAAGGGACAUGGUCAAAUGCAGCUUGUCGUGAGACUUAGGGAGAGAUGGCAGUUACUUUUGCAUUUUUUUAAAAUUGAGAUUAUUCAUGAACUUCUGUUAUAGAUGGUUUAUAAUAAGCAAGUGAUUGAUUUGGUUAGAGUAAUACAGCCCUGCCUUGUCCAUGUUAGGUUUAUCCAGCUGUAAGAAGGAUGAGGAAAUACAGGGGAACAAAUUGCAAUGUGACAGCCUAGCCACGUGCUCCCAUGGUCCCAGCGGAAUAGAAAUCUCACAGGCAUCUCGGGACACUGUCAGUGGCUUCUUCAUUUUUCAUUGGCUUUUGCAUGUGCAGUGGGACAUUCAGGGAAAGUGGCACGCAAAGAUCAUGAUUUAAUUACCUUUAACACCCCUGUAAAAAUAAGUUUACAUCUUUUUAAAUUAGUGGGUAUGUGUGGCUCUCUGUUUUCCUAACAUUCCCAGCAAAUCCUUGCUGCUAAAACUGUCACGUUAAAGUGAAAAUUACAGGGAAAAAUGUGAUGUGUAUAUACCAUAACUCAAAAUGUGAUUAUUUUCGUAAAAUCAUUCUUACUUUUAGGAACUUGUUGUCUCCAAUUAUGUAUUAGUAUAAAAGAGCCUAAGUAUACGUGGGUUUUACUGUAAACUCUCAAUCCUUGGAUGUUACUUGGGGGCAGGGGCCCCCUUGGCUCCUGGAGGGCUUACCUUCUCUUCCCCAGUAUAGCAAUAGCUAAACCCUACUACCCCAUGGGUUUAGUUUAUUUUUAUCAAAUUAGUAGAAAUUAGGGUUUAAAAUGUGUCAUGUGGACUUAAAUUUUCAUUUUUAGUUUAUGAAUCUAUAAAGUGUAUCACACGUGGCCUGUCAUGAGGUGUGUACAGCUUUCAUUCUCUAUCAGGUAGUGGUGCAUCUGGACAAACACUGAGUGUCCCUGUGGCCUUUUUUCAAACCGGCGGGUCGUGCCAUCCUUUUGAGCGUUCCCAGUGGGCAAAAAAAAAAGCCUGUAGCGCCGUCUUCAUUAUUAGAAUUACAGACUGGAAAUGUGUCCAGUUUUUAAAGAAGUUUAGUUUGUGUUUCCCAUGGAAGGCCAAGGCUGCUUAUGGACUGAUUUUCUUUAAAUUGUUUGACCAUUUCGAUUCUAACUCAUAUUUUUGAUAUGCCGCAUGCCAAAAAUACCUACCUAAUGCUCGAGUUCAGAAAAGCUUUCACUGAGAACGCCAUUUUGGUUUCGUUUGAAAGGUAAAUGAGGUGUUUUAUUUUUGAGCAUUUGUCAGUUGCUCCAGUUCAGAAGAGUCCCGUGUAAGUAAGUACACUGCACUUGGAGGCUUUGUCAGCCAAAGGGUGUGUCCCACCCCCAAGGACCCAUCCUCAUUCCGGAAGUGAGACCGCAGGAGAGGCGGUAGGUGACGGGCGCCCCGAAACUGGCCGUCUGUCCAGCACUUGGUUGUGUGAACUUGGCCAGUGGCGGUCAUGGGAAAGACUGAGGACUCCUUUGGAUGCAGCAGAGAUGUAAAACUUCUUAGCAAUCAAGUGGAUACAUUGUUUGCUUUCUAUUUUAAAUAGGAAAUUGCUUUUAAAACUUAAAUACUUGAAUUGUCAGACAAUGUAAUCUCAGUUUGUAUUCGUUUUUGAAUGAUCCCAUUGAGGAAAUGUAACAAUCCACGAAAUGUGAAUAAAUGGAAAGUAA